This is a messenger RNA of Astyanax mexicanus (Mexican tetra), 2158 nucleotides long. Its product is annotated as gastrula zinc finger protein XlCGF48.2. NCBI's taxonomy places the organism in Eukaryota, Metazoa, Chordata, Actinopteri, Characiformes, Acestrorhamphidae. The record is from RefSeq and is a predicted model, not a curated record. Gene Ontology annotation, biological process: regulation of transcription by RNA polymerase II. Gene Ontology annotation, molecular function: RNA polymerase II cis-regulatory region sequence-specific DNA binding; DNA-binding transcription factor activity. The coding region runs from base 80 to 1801 and encodes 573 amino acids. The transcript has 5 exons.
GGCCAUUACCCAGCCCUAUUUCCAUACCUGGGGUGGUCAGGUAUGAAACACAAUAGCAGGCAAACAGUGUGCUGCAGCCAUGAAGGUGGGCAAGAAAGCUAGAUUAGCAGAAUUAGCAGCAUUAAAUGCUACCAAACCUAAAAAGCCACGACAAGCUUCUAAAAUAUUCUCUGACCAAAGACGGAGUAAAACACGGAUAAAUAUCGGCAAUGCAUUUAAUAGAUGGAGACAGCUCAGAUCCCAGAAGGAAUACAAGACGGAUGCGGAUCUGGCUGAUUUUCUCCUCAAAAGCGUUUCCCAGCCCCGGCCGCAGAAGGACAUGGCCGCCAGCAUCAGCAUCAGCAGCGGCAGCAACCAGCCCUUCUCCUUCCAGACGCGCCUGAGCUCCGUGAUGGAGGUGAUGACCCGCGCGCUCGUGCAGCAGGUCUGCGAGAUGGUGGACGGGGACCUGGCGCGUCUGCGGCUCGAGCUGGCGCGAGCCCUCAACGAGAAGGCGAGCAUGAGAGCGAAGAUGCAGGAGCUGGAGGGCGAGGUGAAGAUCCUGCGCAGCGCGAGGGCUGGAUCCCGCAGACUGACCAAGUCCCGCUCCGUCUGCGUGCAGACCCUGGAAGUGCUGGAUGCGCCGUCAAUCAAUGGUAUAUUUGGGAAGGACUGGUGCUCCAGUCUGUGGGAUGGAAAGGAGCCGACAGGAGAGAAGGAGGUUAUAGAAGUGAAGUCUGCUGAAUCUAAUGAGACUUUGGAUGACGAUGAUGAUGAUCGCAGUGAAAUCAAGGAGGAAAAUCCAGAAGAGGAAAUUUGUCCCAGCAGUACAGGAGCCGACAAAUCUGCAGUGUCUGCCAGACGAAAGAACCCUUCCUCUCUACCAGAGACUAACAACAAUGUUCUGGAAGUAAAUCUAAUUGAUGAUGACGACGACGAUGAUGAUGAUGACAGUAACAACAACAAUAAUGAAGACAACGAAAAUCCAUAUUUUAUGUCUGCAGGCUUUUUGGAGGUCCCUGAAGACCAGCCUUUGCCAGCUAGUUUCAAAGAAACAGACUUCACAAAAAUUAUCUCAGCAGACGGAACUGUUAAACACGUAAUAUUGCCAGCUGAGGAUCAGCUGCAGUUUGAAGAGCAUUGCAUACCAAUUGAAUACAUUGAGGGUGAGAAUGCAGACGCCCACUUGUUUCAGGAGCAGGAGGUGGGCAGAGCACAGGACCUGCUAAUGAACUCUGCUAAUGAAAACACGUCCAGAUUACGUGUUGGUGAGAACUUAAACUACUUUGGCCGACUUGAACGACAUAAGGCACCUUUAAGACACGGCGAGCCUGCAAAGCCAAGAUUCCGCUGCCAGGAGUGCGGCAAGAUGUUUUUGCGGCAAAAUAGCCUCAUUCUGCACAGGACGUCUCACCAGAAGCUGAAUUCUCACAGGUGCCACUCUUGCAAGGUGGUUUUCCCACAAAUGAACUUGCUCAGAACCCACAAGUGUAUGCCUCCUGACAAUCCAUCUCAGGUGCUGCUGAAUCAUAAGUUUAGUUGUGAGCACUGUGGCAAGCGAUUCCAUUCCAGAGCCAAUCUGAAGGUUCACUAUGCGGUGCACACCGGGGAGAGGCCACACACAUGCAGUUACUGCGGGAGGGGGUUCACCCAGAAAGGGAACCUAAACACCCACGAACGAAUCCACCGAGGAGAGAAGCCGUUCAUGUGUCUAACCUGUGGAAAACGAUUCACGCAGAAAGUGAACCUAAAUCACCACUUGGGGAUUCACGGUGGAAUUCUAACAAGCAAAACAAAGAAGACUGGUGAAAAACCAGAGUGACUUUACAUUUCACAUACAGCAAUAACUAAAUGCUCUCUUUACUCAACACUGUUUCAUUUAAGCUUACAUUUGUUGGUUGUACUAUUGUUCAAUACAAAAGAAGAGGAAUGUGAGAGUGUAGCAUUUAAUAGAUGACAAUAACCUGUGAAACUGAAGCUUUAAUAUCAACAUUCUGUUUACAGUUGUUUGUGCUGACUUAUAAAUACGUUUUCUGAAAUAAAUAGUAGAUUAUUUGCAUCAGUAGGACAGCCUGUUUGAACCAAACAUAAAAAUAUGAUGUAUUUUUGAGGAAUCUGUAUGCUGAUUCUGUAGGCCUAAUAUAAUAACCUGACAAAUAAACAUUUUUUUUGUAUUUAC